AAAGCCUAGGAUCCCUGCCUGGGAAUACAGACUGUGACAAGAGUCUGAGAGUCUGUGAACUAGCCAUAGGAAGCUCUAGUCUAGGGGUAACCCAGGGGUAGGUUAGAAGACAAAGGUAGGAAAGAGCCUAGGGCAACAGCAGCUGGGUCUGAGAUUGGGUAGACUGUGGUUGCUAGACAUAGUGUUCCUGGGCCAGAACCCAGAGCAGUGGGCAGGCCUGGGUUCCCCUACCAAGCAGCCAUAGGAGAACAGGCACACUCAGGGCAGUGGAUCAGAAGACUGCCUGAGAGACUUUGUCCAGAGGGACUUUGAUACCUGGAAGGGGAAAACUAUAGGGACCUGGCAGGAAGAAUAAGCCAUGAAGAGGGAGUAACCUGAGCUGAGAGAGCGAGUCCACAGGAUGAGCAACCGAAGGAGCAGGGGCACCAGACUAGUCAAGAGCCGAUCCACAGCCUGCUGUGGAAGAUGCCAGCUUGGAUGAAGAAUUUAGAAGUGAGGAAGAAGGUAUAGUGAAGGAAAUCGACAUCAGUCAUCAUGUGAAGGAAGGCUUUGAAAAGGCGGAUCCUUCACAGUUUGAGUUGCUGAAAGUAUUAGGGCAAGGUUCCUACGGAAAGGCCUGAACCCUUGAUCAAUCACUCAAGAAACUGAUGGACUCCUGAAAUCAACUGAGUUGCACCAGCAUAAAAUGGAGAAACAGCGUCAAGAUGUCUAGAGUGGCUCACAACUGUAUUUCUGGUGAGGAAGAUCAAAGGAUCUGAUGCUGGCCAGCUUUAUGCCAUGAAGGUACUUAAGAAAGCAACUCUGAAAGUUCGGGAUCGGGUGCGAUCGAAAAUGGAGAGAGAUAUUUUGGCAGAAGUGAAUCAUCCUUUCAUAGUCAAGCUUCAUUAUGCAUUUCAAACAGAGGGAAAGUUGUAUCUAAUACUAGAUUUCCUGCGGGGAGGGGACCUUUUCACAAGACUCUCCAAAGAGGUAAUGUUUACAGAAGAGGAUGUCAAGUUCUACUUAGCUGAGCUGGCCUUGGCUUUAGACCACCUCCAUAGUCUUGGAAUUAUUUACAGGGAUCUAAAACCAGAAAACAUCCUCCUAGAUGAAGAGGGUCACAUUAAGAUUACAGAUUUUGGCCUGAGCAAGGAGGCCAUUGACCAUGAUAAGAGAGCGUAUUCAUUCUGUGGGACAAUAGAGUACAUGGCCCCAGAGGUGGUCAACCGGCGAGGACACACGCAGAGUGCAGACUGGUGGUCCUUUGGUGUGCUAAUGUUUGAGAUGCUGACAGGGUCAUUGCCAUUCCAGGGAAAAGACAGAAAGGAGACAAUGGCUCUCAUUCUCAAAGCCAAGCUAGGAAUGCCUCAGUUUUUGAGCAUAGAAGCCCAAAGUUUGCUGAGAGCCCUCUUCAAAAGGAACCCAUCCAACAGAUUAGGUGCUGGCCUCGAUGGAGUUGAAGAAAUUAAACGGCACCUGUUCUUUGUUACUAUAGACUGGAACAAACUAUAUAGGAAAGAAAUCAAGCCACCUUUUAAACCAGCAGUGGGACGGCCAGAGGACACGUUUCAUUUUGACCCGGAGUUCACAUCACGGACCCCUACAGAUUCCCCUGGUGUUCCUCCCAGUGCCAAUGCUCAUCAUCUUUUUAGAGGAUUCAGCUUCAUUGCAUCCAGCUUGGUGCAGGAGCCUUCUCAGCCAGAUUUGCACAAAAUCACAGUUCAUCCAAUUGUGCAGCAGUUACAUGGGAACAAUAUUCAUUUUACAGAUGGAUAUGAGAUCAAGGAGGACAUAGGUGUUGGCUCCUUUUCAGUAUGCAAGAGGUGUGUGCAUAAAGUAACAGAAGCAGAGUUUGCAGUGAAGAUAAUUGAUAAGAGCAAACGAGACCCCUCUGAAGAAAUUGAGAUUCUCUUGAGAUAUGGGCAGCAUCCAAACAUCAUUACUCUGAAAGAUGUGUAUGAUGAUGGGAAGUAUGUGUACCUGGUGAUGGAGCUAAUGCGAGGAGGAGAGCUCUUAGACCGAAUCCUUCGACAGAAGUGUUUCUCAGAACGAGAGGCUAGUGCUGUCCUUUGCACCAUUACCAAGACGGUGGACUAUCUGCAUUCCCAAGGAGUUGUGCAUCGAGAUCUGAAGCCCAGUAACAUUCUCUACAUGGAUGAGUCAGGAAACCCAGAUUCCAUCAGGAUCUGUGACUUCGGAUUUGCCAAACAGCUGAGAGCAGAGAAUGGACUGCUCAUGACACCUUGCUACACAGCCAACUUCGUAGCCCCUGAGGUCCUGAAACGACAAGGUUAUGACGCAGCCUGUGACAUCUGGAGCUUAGGGAUCCUGUUGUACACCAUGUUGGCAGGAUUCACCCCUUUUGCAAAUGGACCAGAUGACACCCCAGAAGAGAUACUGGCCAGGAUUGGCAGUGGAAAGUAUGCACUUGCAGGAGGAAACUGGGAUUCAGUGUCCGAUGCUGCCAAGGAUAUUGUGUCCAAGAUGCUUCAUGUAGAUCCUCAUCAGCGCCUAACAGCAGUCCAAGUGCUAAGACACCCAUGGAUAGUGAACAGGGAAUAUUUAUCUCAAAAUCAACUCAGCAGACAGGAUGUUCACCUGGUGAAGGGUGCAAUGGCAGCCACGUACUUUGCUUUAAACAGAACACCUCAGGCACCAAGGCUGGAGCCUGUAUUGUCCUCCAAUCUGGCUCAGAGGAGGGGCAUGAAAAGACUUACCUCAACAAGGUUAUAGCAGAUCCCAAAAAUGCCUCAUUGAAACCCACAGUUUGUUAUUCAAGAGGUUCAUCUUUAUUACUCAGUUAACAGAACUUUGGACAACUUGCACAUGAAGUCACCAGAAUCAGCAGAAGUCCAGCAUAAGGCAAAGUUACCCUUUGCUGUUUUAUUUUUUACAUUCGGGCUAGGAUCCUGAAUCAGCAGCUUCUCCAAGAUGUGCCAAUUGCCCUAUUUCCUUAUUGACUUAAAGCCAAAUAAAAUAGAUUCCCUCCCAACCCCAAGUACUAUUUUUGAAUCCUUAAGAUGUUCUGAGAUCACUUUUUUAAAGCACUUUUCACAGUGAAAGCAAGCAGUUUGAUUUAAAAGUUUUCAACUGUGCCAGCAUCUGCAUCAUGGUGAAUUGGCUCAACCAGCCAGCAGUAUACAUCUACUGAUCAUCAGCUGCACUGAAGCCCAUCUCAAAGGAAUUGAAGGUUGAGGAGACAUGGUGCCAAAUACCAGACUUAGAAAAAAUUCUGUACAAAGUGAAGGAGAAAGAGCUGUCACUGAUGAACACAUCUCCUGAUUCUGAGAAAUCUUGUGAACUCUCCCGCUCUCAUCUGAUGUUGAAUAAAGUAUGGAACAGUGACAGACCCUUUAAGAGCAGAUGUCACAAGCCCUAAUAUAUUGAGGUUUGGCAGAGAACACUGGGAACUGCAGUCUCCAAAAGGGAUUGUUAGGUCUCAUGUGAAUGAGGAGGUCACAUGUCUGGCCAAGACUAUAUGAGUAGGAGCCUGUGGCUCAGAGAGGAGGUAUCAGGGCCGGCUCCAGGCACCAGCUUAGCAAGCAGAUGCUUGGGGCCGCCACUCCAGAGCAGGGCAGCACAUUCAGGUAUUCGGCGGCAAUUCGGCAGAGGGUCCCUCACUCCCACUCGGAGCGAAGGACCUUCCACUGAAUUACCGCAGAUCGCGAUCGCGGCUUUUUUUUUUUUUUUGGCUGCUUGGGGCAGCAAAACUCCUGGAGCCGACCCUGGGAGGUGUGCCCUAUGUUUGGCCUCUCCAUAGUAGCAGGCUUGAGAAAACAAGCUGAAGAUGGCUGGUGGAAUAGAGCCAGGAAAAGACCUGGGACAGACCUACAGACAGCACACAGAAAGACCCCAAGGAGGGUUAUUGCCAGAAGGAAGUUGCUUGGACAAGAUAGUGCAAGAGGGGUGUUAAAAUCAGUUGAAACUCACAGUUAGGGUGGCAGGAAGUCCCCCUUUUUAUAACUGUGCCAACUAGACUAGUGGAUUGUUGAGCCCAGGAGAGGCUAAAUGGACUGUCAUUCUCGUUCCCCCAGGUCUUUUCCUGGGUCUAUUCCACCAGCCUUCCUCAGUUUGUUUGCACAGGUCUGCUACUCUGGAGAGAUCAAACCUAACGUAUAUCUCCAUCCACUGCCCUCCUUCUAUAGUCUGGGCUUGUCACCUGACACACACUCCCAUAGACAUAUGACACUCAACAGUUCCUCCCUGGGAAACGUACUCUCCAGGUUCCCUGCUUUUAAAGGGCCAAACCUUUAAUUAUGCUUGGGCACACGGCACUCUCCCAUAAAGGAGCCACCUGAGCCUUACAAGGUAUUUAAAUAUUAUUGUUAUUAUUAUUAAUAAUAAUAAAGAAUACUGUGCUAUUGAGACAAAAUCAACCAUACUCUGCAAUCUGAGUUUUCCAGGUGUGGGGAAAGAAAACUUCACCAGAAAAGUCGUAGUAAAACAAAUCUUCUUUUGCAUUUCCUGAUUUCAAAAGAAAAUGGGCAAGAUUUGUAAUGCUGGACUUAAGACUUUUUUUUAUUCCCUUUCUUAUCCAUGUUGGCUCUUGAUGGUCACAAGUUGGCCAGGGUUGUUAUUUAUAGUGCUUUUGUUAAUUUGUUUUUCAAGUGAAUUUCAUCACCUCACAUGCUUUAUGGAAGCAAACAAUAUACUAUGUUGGCUUUUAUUUUCUGUUGCAAAAGGUAAAAAGAAAAAAAAUGUGAACAUGGAGCUUUGUAUCCUAGAAGUGGUGUUUAUUUUGCUGUGCAUCUUGAUACUCAACUGGAAUCAGCAGAUUCAGACUCUUUGCAGCAGUAUGUCCAGGGGAACAAGGAGUUGCAUUAACUACAGUAAUGUGCUUUCUAGGAUUACAUUUUCCAGUGUUGCUCUGAAUUUUGUUUGUUUGUAUUAGUCUAUUUUAAAAUUCAUAAUUAAUCUUAAUAAUUUAAACCAAUAUUUAAUGUUCUGUUUUAUGUGCUGUGCACACGGGAUUGCAUCAAAGCAGCUCUCCUUUAAACUGUGUUUUUGGGUUUUUUUUAGAAUAAAACAAUGCUGUGAAUCAUCACAAGGUGAAUGAAUUGGCUCAAAUUUGUGUCCUUGUUCAUGUGUAUGUUUAUAUAAUAUAACACAUAUGGCCCUGAUUCUCUGGUCUGGCCAAGCUCGGCUUGGGACAGGACUGGGCAUAUAGGUUUUAUGUCACCUUUAUGGUCCCCUUAUUAGAAGUCAGAGCAGCCCCAAACACCCAGCUCUUAACAGCCUCAAGGGGCUAGUCCAUCAGCUGGGGAUCACUGGAAAUGCCUCCUAGAAUAGGCACAUGGGGGAGGGGGGCACAGAGUCACUACAGCAGCUGUACGCCACCCAGGGAUUCUGUGUACAGAUGGGAAAUAUGAGGGGACAGAUCUACUGGGUGUCCACCUGCUUGAGCAGACUCAAGAAGGGGACCUCAAGCAUGUAAAUGUAUUGUGUAUGAUAAGACCGAGAACAUACUGUGUACAGUUUGUCUCCUCUAAGACUUCCUGUUGAUCAUGCGGUGCUGUAACUGUCCUCUCUAUUCAGACUACAUUGAAACAGCAAAGUUAUUAAAAUCCCA
Messenger RNA from Mauremys reevesii (Reeves's turtle), 5548 nucleotides. RefSeq names its product ribosomal protein S6 kinase A2 (gene RPS6KA2). Gene Ontology annotation, biological process: intracellular signal transduction; protein phosphorylation. The coding region runs from base 778 to 2712 and encodes 644 amino acids. The record is from RefSeq and is a predicted model, not a curated record. Gene Ontology annotation, molecular function: magnesium ion binding; ATP binding; ribosomal protein S6 kinase activity. NCBI's taxonomy places the organism in Eukaryota, Metazoa, Chordata, Testudines, Geoemydidae. The transcript has 23 exons.